Messenger RNA from Helianthus annuus (common sunflower), 1661 nucleotides. RefSeq names its product zinc finger-containing ubiquitin peptidase 1. The transcript is spliced from 9 exons. The record is from RefSeq and is a predicted model, not a curated record. NCBI's taxonomy places the organism in Eukaryota, Viridiplantae, Streptophyta, Magnoliopsida, Asterales, Asteraceae. The coding region runs from base 100 to 1236 and encodes 378 amino acids.
GUACAUAUAGUUUUGAAUUUUUUUAAUUCAGAAAGUGAAGCGAUUAAAGUGUUGGUAUAUAUUGGAAAUGAAUGGAUUUGAUGUGGAAGAAUUGAAUUGAUGUGGUCAUCUUGCCCUUUUUGCACGCUUCAAGUUCUUUCAACAGAACUCCAGAGGCACGCCAACAAUCACUUCGAGGAUGAGGAUCAGGAUGUCCGAUUGGCGAAUCAUAAUAUCUCGGUUGACAAUCCCAUGCAAGCAGCAGCAAGUGUUAGUUCUGAAGAAAAUAUUCGUCGUUUACAGGUGAGGGAUGCCAACCUUAAGCGUGAGGUGAAGCAUGGUUUUAUGACCUUGUUGAAGAACUGUUUAGAGUCGGAGUCUGGGAAUUCUAUAAAUAUAUUGUCAGGUUACACUGAUCAUUUCCAGAGCUUAAAGUUUGAAGAUGUUGGGUGGGGGUGUGGGUGGCGAAACAUCCAAAUGCUUGCCUCUCAUUUGCUUGUCCAAAGGCAAGAAGCAAGGGAGGUUCUAUUUGGAGGAGUUGGGUUUGUGCCUGAUAUCCCUUCACUCCAACGAUGGCUUGAAAUUGCAUGGGGGAAGGGAUUUGAUGCAGCAGGAUCAAAUGAUUUUGAUCAAAAGAUAUACGGGAAACGAACUUGGAUUGGCACCACUGAGUGUGCUGCACUUUUUCGUUCUUUUGGGCUUCGUGCUUGCAUUGCGGAUUUCUGUUUUUCAAACCCCCCAGAUGAUGUUGUAAAACCCCCACAAGUUAUUGGGCCAAUGGAUAAAUAUCUGAAUCGAUCAGAUGCGUCUGAUCCAGGCUCUAGUAGUAAUGCUAAAUGUUGCCCUGAAUCGGUCAAUGGCCAGCAGCUCCUUGCCAACUGGGUGUGGUCUUACUUUUCUGACAACAGUAGGCUCAGCAGAUCAGGCUGCAACCAAGUUGUUGUCACUGAAAAAGCGCCCUUGUAUUUCCAGCACGAUGGGCAUUCAAGAACUAUAGUUGGAAUUCAAUUGAAAAAUCUUCCAAAUGGGAUGCAGCAAUCCAAUCUUCUAAUUUUAGAUCCUGCUCAUAAAACACAAGUUUUAGAAAGUUGCCUGAGCAAGAAAGUUGGAUGGCAAAGGUUUAUAAAAAGAGGGGUUCACACUCUCAAGAAGACGGAGUACCAGUUGUGUUAUGUGGAUCCUGGAAUUGCCGCUGGACCAGAGUUGGAGAAGCUUAAGACCUUGGAUAGUUCCCGUUUUGAAUUUGAACACCUAUAAGGGCUAUGCUGCUAUGGUGUGUGAUAUCAGUUUCGGACCCCCACAUGAUUUACUAUUUCUUUCAUACUGGUAUAUUCGGUACCGGUACCGUUACUAAUUCUCAGGUGAUUACUAGUGUCUAAGGAGGUGUAAGAACCAGAGAGAUGGUGUUAAUUCGCGGGAGAGGUGUCACAAAGUGUAGGCUGCCGUGGCAGGCUGCACAAACUGCAGGCACAACCCAUUACAGACCGUAAAGGUUAGUGAUUGAUGUCCCUGGAUGGCGGCUCCCCAAUCCAACUUUCUUUUAGUAGACAUUGGCAUUAUCCAUUGAACUGAUGUUGAUUUUGAGACUGUGUUAGACGUUUUAUCAUUUGUACACUUUAGUUUAUUUUAUGACUUUUGUUGUGGUUGUUUGAAUUUUUAGUCUAAAACUACAUGUGAUGCCA